Messenger RNA from Saccharomyces cerevisiae S288C, 849 nucleotides. It is a transcript of the gene VPS29, whose product is annotated as retromer subunit VPS29. The coding region runs from base 1 to 849 and encodes 282 amino acids. The record is from RefSeq and is marked reviewed. Gene Ontology annotation, cellular component: cytosol. The transcript is spliced from 2 exons. NCBI's taxonomy places the organism in Eukaryota, Fungi, Ascomycota, Saccharomycetes, Saccharomycetales, Saccharomycetaceae.
AUGUUGUUGUUAGCAUUAAGUGAUGCACAUAUUCCUGAUAGAGCAACUGAUUUACCUGUAAAAUUCAAAAAAUUACUAAGCGUUCCUGAUAAAAUAUCUCAGGUCGCUUUAUUAGGUAAUAGUACAAAGUCUUAUGACUUUUUGAAAUUUGUCAAUCAGAUAUCUAACAAUAUAACAAUCGUAAGAGGAGAAUUUGAUAAUGGGCACUUACCAAGCACGAAGAAAGAUAAAGCAUCAGAUAACUCUAGACCGAUGGAAGAAAUUCCUAUGAAUAGUAUAAUAAGGCAAGGUGCUUUGAAAAUCGGCUGUUGUAGCGGUUAUACCGUUGUGCCAAAGAACGACCCCUUAUCUUUGUUAGCAUUGGCACGCCAGUUGGAUGUAGACAUUUUAUUGUGGGGUGGUACUCAUAACGUUGAAGCUUAUACCUUAGAGGGAAAAUUUUUCGUUAAUCCAGGUAGCUGUACGGGUGCUUUUAAUACAGAUUGGCCAAUUGUCUUUGAUGUUGAGGAUAGCGAUGAAGCUGUGACAUCAGAGGUGGACAAGCCGACUAAGGAGAAUCAGUCGGAGGAUGACGAUGCCAAGGGUGGAUCAACAGGAAAGGAACAACCUGGGUCUUACACGCCUAAAGAAGGCACUGCUGGGGAACGUGAGAAUGAGAAUGAAAGCAACGUUAAGCCUGAAAACCAAUUUAAGGAAGACGAGGUUGAUAUGUCAGAUUCGGAUAUAAAUGGGUCUAAUUCACCAAGUUUCUGCCUCUUGGAUAUUCAAGGCAAUACCUGCACGUUAUACAUUUAUUUAUACGUUAAUGGAGAAGUGAAGGUCGAUAAAGUGGUUUAUGAAAAGGAAUAG